AGUCAUGCCGGGGGAAAUCUAACACCAAUCGUAUAAUUAGCUUAGGCUGCCUCGCAGCCACGUAUACUUAUCUGGACCUUCAUUUAGCGAUAACUGCUCGGUUAGAAGUUGGGAAUACUGAGAGCUUCUCUAAGAAAUUAGACGGAACCGCAGAGAAUCCGAAGGGCAACUGCAACCGGCGGCGAGGCGAACACAAGAAAUAAGUCAGACGUUAAUGACAUAUGAGAUAUUUUCAGAGAGCGGGUCUGAAGAGCUCACUGCAUGGAGUCCUGUUGUUUCAAAAGCCCUCAUAUCUACGCAGCCGCUUCAUUUUGGCACAGAGCUCUGUCGCUCUUCCUCUCUAAUCCGCAAACGAUUAGAGAGCAUCCGAGGAACUGCCUUACGGGCAAGGUGGGACGGUGUUGCCUCGUGAGCGCACAACGUGCGCGCCCUCUCCACGCCACCGAGACCUCAAUUCAUUCCGCUGCUGCACGAGACAGACAUGCUCUACGGAACGCGCGCCAUCAGCGAAGGAAAGCUCCGAAUAUGCAGGCCGAUAAGAACCAAAUGACACCAACCACACGCUGUAACUUUUAGCUCGUCGGGAUCCGGAAUUGAUUUUUUCUUUUCUUUUCUUUUCUUUUCUUUUUUUUUUUGGGGGGGGGGGGGGGCGUUCGCUCUUCCGCGCGCCGGAGUGACUCCUUAACAAGUGCACCCCGACAGUCCGUCCGUGUUUGCAGCUCGCACUCAGUGGCCGGCGGACGCACGCUGUAAGAUGAGGCUUGGACGCAUCAUUUUAUUCGUCGCUUUCUGCUCUUUCACAGCUUAUUAUGUUUACGAGCCAAUUCCUGAAAGAAUAGAGGAGAGAUGGAAACUCAUGCUGACCAAUUCCUUUUUCAGAACUCUCAGUCACUUGGCAGACCUUUGUGAGUCAGCAGGGCUGAAGGACUACAUGGAUGUAAUGUAUGUCAUUACUCUAUUGGAAAAGAUCGUGCCGGUGUCUGAUGAGCACGUCAAAGUGACAGAAGAAAAGUUUGACGGCGUGGAGGUGGUGCUUUACCAACCGAAGCUCCAGGGCGGAGACGCUCACCUGAGGAGAGCCGUCAUUUAUCUGCACGGGGGAGGAUGGUGUCUAGGAAGCUCCCGCAUGAGUCCAUAUGAUCUGCUGGCCAGAAAGAUCGUCACUGAACUUGAUGCUGUCGUCCUCUCUGUAGAGUACCGUCUCGCCCCGGCUCACCAUUUCCCUGUCCCAUAUGAGGACGUGCACCGUGUGGUCAAAUACUUCCUCCAGAAGGGGGUGCUAGCCCAGUACUCUGUGGACCCGGGGCGUGUUGCUGUGUCAGGGGAUAGUGCUGGAGGGAACCUUGCAGCGGCAGUCUCUCAGCAGCUGCAAAAGGAGUCUGGGCAGCAGAUCAAGUUGAGGGCUCAGGCACUCCUUUACCCCGUGCUGCAGGCGUUGGACCUCAAAACGCCUUCAUAUCAGCAGAAUAAAGACAUGCCGAUUCUGCCACGCACGCUCAUGGUGCGCUUCUGGAGCGAGUAUUUUACUAGCAACAAAGCCCUCUUCAGAGCCAUGAUGGCCAACUCGCACAACAGCCCCGAGUCGUCCAGGUUACUGAAGUUCGUCAACUGGAGCGCCUUUCUGCCAGAGGCGUAUCACAAAGAGUACAACUACAGCGCUCCCGCUGUCGCGCAGGGAACCGAAGGGGAGGCGGCCGGGAUGGACGGGCCGUCUCAGUCGUUCGCCGACCCCAGGGCGUCGCCCUUGCUUGUCCCGGACGCGGACUUGCACUCUCUACCCAAGGCGUACAUUCUGACGUGCGAGUACGACGUCCUCCGAGAUGACGGGAUCAUGUACGCCACACGUCUCCGGGCGGCUGGCGUUGAGGUGACGCACCAGCACUAUGACACGGGAUUCCACGGAGCGCUGAUGUUUACUGUGUGGCCGACUGACUUUCUCAUUGCACGUCGCAUGACAGACAACUACGUUAAAUGGCUCAAGGAUAAUUUGUAAAAAGAAAAAAAAAAC
This is a messenger RNA of Xiphophorus maculatus (southern platyfish), 2008 nucleotides long. It is a transcript of the gene aadac, whose product is annotated as arylacetamide deacetylase-like. Lineage: Eukaryota; Metazoa; Chordata; Actinopteri; Cyprinodontiformes; Poeciliidae. The record is from RefSeq and is a predicted model, not a curated record. Gene Ontology annotation, molecular function: carboxylic ester hydrolase activity. The transcript is spliced from 5 exons. Bases 755 to 1993 code for a protein of 412 amino acids. Gene Ontology annotation, cellular component: membrane.